AUGACUGCUGACAGCAAGCAUGGCUCGCUCCCGCCAUCCACCAGUGCCCCUGCAGGCAUCGAUCCAGACAGAACAGCACUACGGCAGUUUGAGGCCCACGCUGAGGCGACCAAUGACAUAUUUCUGGUGGCCGCAAGGGUGAUCGCCAAUGUCGUUGAGGAGGCAAGCAGGAUAUUGGAGGCGGGGGACGCACAUGGGCCCCGCUGCGACCCUGCCGCCUGCUGGGAUGCCCUGUGGCUGGCCUGGCGGCCUUACGCCUGCAACUGGAAGGGCAUCUGGUGGGAGUCGGUCGCCGUGCCAGAUGAUGUGAGCGACGAGGAGGCUUUCAGGGCAGAGCUGAAGGAGCUGGCCACCGAUUCGCUGGCUCUGCUGAAGUCUGCAAUUGACGAUGGGCGUUUCCCUGCUCUUUUCACGGCAGAGGUGUACGGCAGUCUCAUCGGCAUGUUCGAGAUGAACAACCUGGCCAUCGAGGUGCCAUCCCCCUUAGAGUCGUACUUGGAGGCCCUUGACGAGUCUCCCUCGACCGCGGGCUCCCUAGGAUCCCUCCGGGAUCGCAUUGAGGAGGCAGCGCAGCAUCCAGGGGAGGGCACUGCAUACUACCGGCUGGCAUGCUGCGCCAACCACAGCUGCGUCCCCAACGCGAAGGCCACCCGAAGGACGGGCCUGGACGUCGGCGGCAACCUGGCGCUCAUCGCAGAGGGUCCCAUCACAGCGGGAGAGGAGAUAACGAUCUCGUACGUGGACGAGAGCGAGCCGCUGGAACAGCGGCAGCGUGCGCUGAUGGACUACGGAUUUGUGUGCUCCUGCACGCGGUGCUUGCAGGAGGAACAAGGGCCAUGA
Ostreobium quekettii is the source of this 840-nucleotide messenger RNA. Lineage: Eukaryota; Viridiplantae; Chlorophyta; Ulvophyceae; Bryopsidales; Ostreobiaceae. The record is from the annotation of a GenBank genome assembly.